Messenger RNA from Pteropus alecto (black flying fox), 4562 nucleotides. RefSeq names its product aurora kinase A interacting protein 1 (gene AURKAIP1). The coding region runs from base 307 to 906 and encodes 199 amino acids. Gene Ontology annotation, cellular component: mitochondrion. The record is from RefSeq and is a predicted model, not a curated record. Gene Ontology annotation, biological process: mRNA processing. The transcript is spliced from 4 exons. NCBI's taxonomy places the organism in Eukaryota, Metazoa, Chordata, Mammalia, Chiroptera, Pteropodidae.
GUGAGGGCGCCAGGGGGCGCCGGGCGUAGGAACCGCCGAGAGGCCGCACGCCGGGCUGGGGGCCCGUUUUGGAACGGACCGGAAGUGCCUGAACGCCGCUGCGGAGUAGUCCGUUUGAGUCCCCUUUGUCGGGUCUGCAGAGGGUGGGUGGGCGCCCGCGGCGUGCAGGCUCCACGGACAGCUGAGCGAGCUGCCGGACGGGGACCGCCCUUCGGGGCCUGGGACCCACCGUGGUCGCGCUGCGCGGGUCACGGCCUUCUGCGCGUUACUUCCCUGUGCUCCUGGGGCCACCGUCACCCACAGACCAUGUUCCUGGUGCGACUGACUUCUCAGCUGCUCAGGGUUGUUCCCCGGGCAGGCUUCAGUCGGCCCUGGCCUGUCUCAGGACUACUGGGCAGCCAUGCUUGCAGGCCCCGCUAUAGCACGCAGACAACAGGCCCAGAUGGGGUUGCCAUCCUCCCUGGCAAGGGGCUUCAGCUGGAGCUUGAGGAGAUGCUGGUCCCCAGGAAGAUGUCCAUCAGCCCCCUGGAGAGCUGGCUGACUGCCCGCUACCUCCUGCCCAGACUGGAUGCUGGAGUCCCAGGGACCGUGGCUCCAGCCCAGUUCUACGAGUGUCCGCCUAGCCAGGUGGGGAAAGAGACUGAGCAGCGGGGCGAGGGGGUGCAGGAUGCACCCCGGAUGCAGUGCAAAAAUGUACUGAAGAUCCGCCGGCGGAAGAUGAACCAUCACAAGUACCGCAAGCUGGUCAAGAGGACCCGGUUCCUCCGGCGGAAGGUCCGGGAAGGGCGCCUGAAAAGGAAGCAGAUCAAGUUCGAGAGAGACCUGAGGCGCAUCUGGUUGAAGGCGGGCCUGAAGGAGGCCCCUACGGGCUGGCAGACCCCCAAGAUCUACCUGAAGGCCAAAUGAGCAGAGUGCCCCCGCCCUGUGCUGCUGAGCCACUGUAAUAAAUGGCCCUGCCAGCCUGGACCCUCUGCUUGGUGUGAGCCACCUUAGUAUCGAGGCCACUGCCAGCCUCUGGUGAGAGAGAAGCCACAGAGGCCCCAGAGUGGCAGAUUGGCAGUCCCUUCCCCAGCUGGCUCCGUUAGUGAAUGUAUGCUGUGGGUAUAGCCGUGAGCAGAGGCCCAGCCCUGCCCUCAGGGCACUUAGAUUCGGGGGGCGGGUAGAGAGGGCAGCCUCAUAACGAGCAUGCCGAUGGCAGAAGUGCCAUGGGACAACAUAAGAGGGUCAGGGAGUUUCCAGGCUGAGGUGGGGAGUAUGAGUAGGUCACGAGGUCUUGAGUGGGGGGUCAGUGAGGGCCUCACUGGGGACACAGGGUGAGGGGCAGGAAAGGACCGUGUUCCCCCAAAGAUGGUGGUCAGUGUCCUGCAGGCUCUAAGGACCUGGGUCCUGAGUGACUCUGACCCAUCUUACUCAUCUGGGCCUCGGGACCCCUGGCCUGCCGUGGGCCCCUUGGCCUCUGCCGCUUCCUGGGGACUAAGUAGGGGUGGCCUGGAAGGUGUGCUCCAGCAGGUCAGAGUUAGAGCUGCUGGAGGAAGGAGUGCCGUUUAAGGAGUGGGAGCCAGCAGCCCCCAGCUGUUCCAGGGUCCCUCUAGGUGAAGAGGAAGGCGUCAUGUCUCUCAGUGGGUGUGGAGGGGCCGGGCUUGGGGGGCAAGGUGGGGCCUUGACCCGGUGAGGCUCUGUGACAGCUCCUGCCUGGUUGCCGGCCUUAGAGGACCCUGUGUCCUUCCUGAGCAGCUGGUGGAGGCACUCGUGUUACUGGUGCCCCCUCAUCCCCACCCCAGUGAGGGCCACGCCACUUCCCACAGGGUCGCAGAAGUGUGUGUGGGGCGUGUGUUUGAGUUCCCUGGAGCAAGGCAGUUCUUGGGGUGGGGUGGGGCGGGGCGGGCUUGAGCGCGGAUUUCCCAGCAGGUUCUCUGGAAUGGAGUAAAACACGUGUUUUGAGAACUCCUGUUGCUUCAGGGAGCCAUGAGGGCCCCUGCCCUGCGUUUGCCAGCCAGGGACAUGGGCUCACGGGGCGCCUGUAUGCGGUAGACUUUGAGGAGGAUGAAGGAGACCUGAUGCCAUUGAGGGUGCAGGUCUGCUGCCACUGGCGGCCCCUAGGGGGCAGUGGUUAGGCCUCUGGCCGCCCUGGGGUCUGGCCUGAGGACCAGGACAGCGGAAAGCGGGAGCACCCUGCCAGCCUGGUCGCCUGAGUGAGCCCAGGGCGCCCCUAGGAGGCCUCAGCCUGGGGUCACAGACAUCCUCCCGGGUCUUGGUUUCCCCAGCUGUGGUGGGCCAGGUCCUAGGGCUGGGGCCUCAGUGACGGAGCCUCCUUGGUGGAGCGGGCUGUGCCCUCUUGGUGCCAAGUCUGCCCUCAGUGCAGCGGGGCCUCCCCACAGGGGCCGUGCCUGCUGGCUGCGCCCUUGGCCGGCGCCCAUGGCUGCCGAGCAGCUGUACUCAGCGUUCCCUUCCAGCCCCAUCGCUGCCCUGUGGCUCACCCCACCCUUUGCCGCUGGCAGGAGGAGAAAGGGGGGGCUAGGUUGUCAGCUGACUUGGGGGCCGAGCCGUGAGUUCCAGGGGUGCAGCUGGCCAGCCUGCAGGGAGCCGCAGACCCAGACACCUGCAGGCUGGCAGCUGGUAGAGUGCCACAAGGCCUACCUGCUCCGGGCCAGUUGGUUCCGAUCUGGGCACCUGGCCACAUUUGGAGACUGAACGGCUGACAGCAGUGGGCGGGGCCGGGGAUGCUGCUAAAUGGCCUGCUGUGCGUAGGGCAGCCCUGCCCCCCGUCUCCCUCACCCCACCCCGAGCCCAGAGGAAUCCACCCCAAACAUCUGGUACCCGGGCCAGACGCUGUCCAGGUGGCAGUGGCCCCGCCAGGUCAGCGCCCGAGCCAGCCCAGCCCCUCCUUCCCUACAUGGCGUGGACCUGGCAGCCUUUCUCCCUGCUCCUGCCCGCUGCCCUGUGUGCAGAGCUCAUCCAGCCUGUGGCUUGGAUGCCUUUGGGCCCCAACCACGACCUCAGGAGGCAAUUCGCGGGUUUUAUUUUUAUCUCUGCAGCCCCUCCCAGGGCGGGAGAACCUGCCCUUCGCCUCCUCCCUGUGGAGCCUCCACCUUGACCCCCAGGCUGGGGGAUGGGCAGUCCUUUCUCCUUGUCUCCCCUGUUCUUGCCCUGGUCACCCCCCAGCAAGAGUGCAGAGGUGGGGGGGGCAGCGCGGGGCCUGUGAUCUGUUCGCCCUAGCCCCCUAGCAGUGCCUAGGGCUUGGGUUCUGGCCGGGGCCAGAGCUGGUGGGCAUGGUCUGGGGCACCUGUUUCUUGGGUCUAGUGCGGGGGCAUUUCAGUGAGCUCAGCCUCACGCCCCACACCUGGUCUGCUCCAUGCCUGGGACACCAACACUGGCCUGGGUGUUCUUGCCCACAAGAGGGGCCGCGGUAGGAGACUGCUGCGGCUGGACUUGGUCCUGGUGAGGGCUGGCUGGGCCUUACCCGCCUCAGGUGCCCAGGGCAGACAGCAUGCACCUGCGAGCCCGCCCUGCCAGCAGCUGAGCCCCUUCCCACUGGGUUCCGGCUGGCGAGAGAGACUGUCGCCGUGGAGCAGAGGCUGGAGAAAGAAACCCAUUCCCUUGGCCCAGCCCUGGGCCUCCCAGCUUGCCCGGAAGGACGCUGGGACCUGGGCGCAGAGGCCAGAGGGAACGUUCCUCCAGGGCCUCUAGUUACGUUCAGAUUUCAGAAAAACAAGUAAUUUUUCAGUACAAAUAUUUUCCCUGCAGUAUUUAAUCUGGCAGCGCUAACGCCAGGUCCGUGGCAGGAAGCGUACAGAGCGAAGAGAGGGGUCUGGCCGCUGUCCACGAGGCAGGAGCCAACUUGAGAGGCUUUCGCUGGCCGAAGGUGGUACAGCGUGAGCGUCAAAAGGGUAGUGACCACACGGAGUUGAAACAGCUCACUGAGACUCUAGCUGCUGAGGGUCUGGUGGGAUCUGAUGCAGGACGGGGCAGAUUUCCCCGGACCAGGAGGAGACCAGGCGCCGCGCGCAGAGGAGAGAGUCCUCGGUGGAGAGCGGGGCAGGAACUCAGCACGCGGAGUCGGCGUCGAGGACAGUUUGUGAGGAAAGGGGCGGCACUGCGAGUGUCAGAGGAGCUCAGUUCGCAUCUCACCCUUUAGUUCCCAUUUCCUUUGACUGGACGGACGGUGAGGAAGGUGAAGGGAAGAGACUGUAGCUGGCAGCUUCCGCCCUUGAUCCCAGGUCCCCCAUGGUUUUAGUCAGAGAGAGCGAACGACUUUAUUCUGUGUGAGGCGCCACGUAGAGACUGUUGGGGCCUGUUUCCCCUGACAGGUGUGCGGAACGGGCUGUCAGCGACCCCCGCAGGAAUCUCCCUUUGUUCCCAGGCGCCCUGGCCGGGCUGCAGGGAGACAGGCAGCAGCCUCUGACUGUGGCUCGAUUAACAUGUUAAUUCUCUUGCCUUCUCCCUACAUUACUUUCGUGGGUCAAGUAAGUUAUUUUCCAAAAACAUCACUGUAAAUACAUGUUAAACUAUGUUAGAUUAAAUAGCUAUAUUUUUUAUAAAGGACUCGCUCUUGUAAACUCAAA